Molecule: messenger RNA, 2889 nt
Organism: Phytophthora infestans T30-4
Lineage: Eukaryota; Oomycota; Peronosporomycetes; Peronosporales; Peronosporaceae
Exons: 3
Coding region: 1-2889 (962 amino acids)
Biological process (GO): phosphatidylinositol dephosphorylation
Molecular function (GO): phosphatase activity
Source: RefSeq, a predicted model, not a curated record
AUGAGCUUCCGAUCGCUGCAGGACGAGCACUCGGGGCUCUCGGAGUCGCAGCUGAACGUGCUGCACGCGGUCAUCUUGAGCUGCUGCGGGGUGUCGCUGGUCGGUUGUCUGUACAUCCUGCGGCACCACUACGUCUCCGCUCGACUGCACAGCGGCGUCUCAAUGGUACAGAAGAUGGUGGUCGUGCUUUCGGUGCUGGAUGCAGGUUUAGCCUUCCCGAAGAUGUUCGGAAACCCGUUAACGGACUCCACGGACGUCUCAGCGGCUUGCAACGUACAGGCCUUUGCAUUGCAUGUCUUCGGCCUCAUGUCAGUCUUCUGGAACGCAGCUAUUGCCCACUGUUUCUACCGGAAGAUCGUACACCGAGACAGCGAGGCGAGACUCAAGAGCAGGUUCAAACUCUACCUUCUAUUAGCCAUCGUGCCCGCUGUAGCUUGCAGUGUCGCGCUCUACGCCGCCAGAUUGUUCGGAGACGCCACGUUCUACUGCUGGGUCGAGUCACGUGCGAAGCAGUUCUGGGCUUUCUACCUGUUCGUGGUGAUAGCGAUCCUCUAUGUUAGCGUCAUCCUCUGGCUUACACAUAACCGCAUCUCGCGGGACUUUCGAGACGCCAACUUGGACGCCCAAGAGUCCUGGGCACUCAUCACGUCCAAGCUGCGGAUCUAUAUCGCAGCUUUUAUCGUGCUUUGGACGCCUAGCACGGUCUUCCGACUAUUUGACGAUGAACUGGGCUCUUCGAGGUUCGCGGUGGCACUUUUAAUGCAAGUGACAGUGUGUACACAGGGCUUAGCGACUGCUAUUAUCUACGGAGGACUACUUACCAAGCUGUACAGGAUAGUGUCGUGCAGACCGUCUAUCUCGCCAACGCACAAGUUCGUGACUUCUCCGUCAUUUCCUACGGUGGAUACAGGCACAAAUCACAGUCUGGUCAAGCACUACCGUAAACCUGCCAACAUCUUCGUGUCUACUUUCAACAUGGGAGAAGCCAGACUCACACCAGCUCAAUUGGACAAGUGGAUCCCACUUGGACACGACGUUUACGUCAUUGGGCUUCAGGAGUGUCUACACUUGACAAACACUCACAGUUUGAUCCGCCAGCAUCUGGAAGGAGGACGUCCUCGACCAGCAACCGCUGGACCUGCCCGGAGAGCAUCAAAAUUCCACCAAUUUAACCGCGAGAUCGGCAGCAAGAACACGUCAUUGGGGUAUCAUGGCCACAUCGCCAUCACCGUGUUCAUCAAGUCGUCGGAUGUGGACAGCGGCGCCUUUUAUAUGCCUCCUGUGGUGCAACAAGAAGUCAAUGUCGGUAAAUCGCUGGUGUUGGGCCGAGCGUCCAACAAAGGCGCUGUGGGCUUCGCAUUCCGGUAUUACGACACGUCGUUCGCUUUUGUGGCGUGUCAUUUGUCCUCAGAUCCCAAGGGCAAAUCAAAAGUGCGGCGAAGGAAUCGAGACUCGCAGGAUAUUCUAAAGGAGUUGCAUUUGAAUCUGGAAGAUGUGGGCUUCGAGUUCCCGCACGUCCAUCACCACAGCUUCGUUCUAGGUGAUCUCAAUUAUAGGUUAACACAGCGAGAUGCAAGCGCAGACACUAUACUGGAGCUUGUGUCGAAGGUUCGGCAGUGUGAGACGGCAAAGCCUGCACCGAUGAAGCGAAGUCGAAGCUUGCGUCGAGGACUUUUGGGUAAGCGAUGGAGUCCUAUGGGAAGUCGAGGACUGGGCAGCUCUUUCGGACUUGGCAGCUCUCUAGGUGCCGGCAGUGACAGAGACAGCAACGAUCUCGACGUCAGUAUGUUGGAGCGCAGCGUUAAAAGCACCUCGUCGAUGUUUGCUUCGUCCAAUGGCAGCAACAACAGCAUCCGAUACUCAGCAGACUGCGAGCUUGUGGACGAGGACCAGUUUGUAUGGGACGAUGUGCUAGCGCACGAUGAGCUGCGCACAGGUAUGAGAGACGGACAGAUCUUUUACGGCUUCCGUGAGGCCAAGAUUGCCUUCCCGCCUACGUUUCGACGUGUUCGUGGAGCGGCAUUGAACCUUGAUGCUGAAAAUUGGCCGAUGGAAUUGCUAUCGGAAUGCUAUACUACUGCAGUGGAAGGCCACGGCAUGCGAGUCCCGUCGUUCACAGAUCGAAUCCUGUUCUUCUCCCAGCCAGACAUGCGUCAUCGACUGCGGUGUGCUGUGUAUGCGUCGUGUGAAGAAGUCAAUUGCUCCGAUCACAAGCCAGUGCUCGCAGUGUUCCAAGCUCUUGUAAACCGCGACUUCUUACCUAUUGAGACGGAACUUGCGAACAAGAAACUCCAGCGAAUGCAGGACGUCAGUGGUGUGCUGGAAUGCCAGCUGCAGCUAGCGUAUACCAGCAUUUCGUGGCAACCAGAUACAGAGGCAGACUUCCCUCUGACUUCGUUCGGCAACUCCAUCGAUCUGGACCAACGUUUCUCGAAUUUUGAUCGUCAUGGUCACCAAGUUAUGGUCACGAUCGUCUUCCCGUUGCCAUCCGAAGAUAUCUUCUCAGCUCAGCGUAAAUUACUGGAACUGGCGGAGUCGAUGAGUGGAGGAGUGUAUCUGGAGAACACAGACCGACUGCUGUGUAAGACCAACGUGGCUCAUAUCAAGUGGAGUGACUUCGUGCGUGACGGUAUCACACACACCACAUUCGCACGGCCUACGGGCAACAUGCACGUGGCGAUUAAAGUGCAUGCCGGCACUCAAGGCCCAUGCUUCGGUCAGGGCGUCAUCUGCAUCCCACAAGCUGCAAACGACAGCAGCGACGACCCACCUGACGGGAUCCCGAAGCUCAAUACUUUCGUCGUCGAACUCGCCGAUGGUGGGCGACACACCGGCACCAUGUCAGGCUCCGUGAGUCUGCAACUCAUGCAGCGCGCCAGUGGCGCCUAA